UCUGAGCGAAAGUGGCGUUUAGCCAAUCAGGAGCGGCCACAAUGUGUUUGGAAACAAUACUGUUCCUGUAAAGUCCCGUUCGACGGACCGCAUACGGACAGUUCUAGACGCUGCUCCGGCCGUAAAGUUUGUCAGCUCAAGAGAAGGUUUGCUUUUGUUCCAGCCUUUCUUACCAGCAUAUUUUUAUAAAAACGCGUCACUAUUCCUGAGUAGCGUUGUUGUAGCGAAUACCUCCACCCAGUUCUCGUAACCGCAUCAACUGACUCAAAAGUGAAAAUGGAUUUAGAAGAUUCUCAACAAAAGACGACCAGUCUUCUCGUUAAAACGCCUAACCAGGCUCAGGAGGACCAGAUUAUUGAUGGCGUCGACAUGAAGUGGACUGUAAAGGACCUUAAGGCUCAUUUGUCGAGGGUUUACCCAAGCAAACCGGCAGUAAGUGACCAGAGACUGAUCUUUGCUGGCAAGCUUCUGCCUGAUCAUUUGCACAUCAAAGAUCUUUUCAGACAGCUGGACUCCAUUCCCACUUUGCACCUGGUGUGCCCCAUGAGGAAUCCACCCCAAGCAGCAACAAAGACCAAAGAGGCAGAACAACCACAUCCUUCCAGUUUGAGCCCACCUGUUGAGACCCCCAGCACACCAGAGCUCAGGCAGAGGAGACAGACUUCUUCAACGACUUCUACUCAGAGCCACAUGCAGACGCCUGGAGCUCCAACAUGGCCGGCGUCAACACCCGCUGCAGCAUCCCAGCUGACCCAGCCAGCCUUUCCUGCCUUAUCUCUGUACAGCCCCCAGCAGCUCCUGUGGCUCCAACAUGUUUACGCGAGACAAUAUUACAUGCAGUACCACGCAGCCAUGGCAGCGGCAGGCUCUGUUCCCCCGACGCCGGUGGCAACCAUUGGCCAAUACCCACCUCUACCUGCCCACCAAGUUCCUGUCCCAGCCCCUUUGGCCAAUCAGAACCCCAUUGAUAACCUGCCAGUGAAUCAGAACCCGGUGCAGGACGCCGCUUUCAUCAACCCGGGGGAGGCCAAUCAGAACAUGCGAAUGAACGCACAGGGCGGGCCCGUAAUGGAGGACGAGGAGGACGUGGAGCGCGACUGGCUGGACUGGUUGUACUCUGCGGCAAGACUCAGCGUCCUGCUCAUGAUCGUUUACUUCAACUCCAACCUGAGCCGCUUUCUGCUGGUGAUGAGCACGCUGCUCGUCAUGUAUCUACACACUAUGGGCUGGUUUCCCUUCAGAAGGCCAGCACCGGUUCAAGCACCCAACCUCCAGCCCCCUGAGGUCCAACACAACCAGCAGAAUGAGGACAGGAAUCCUGAGCACAAUCUUGCCGAAGAACCAGCUGAUGGACAGAUUGUGGACCACGCAGCUGAGGAAUCUGAGGAGCCGAUGAUGGCAGUUUUGGUUCCUCCUCACAGGGUGUCUGUCAUGUGGACAGCCUGGGUCUUCUUUAAAACUUUCUUCUCCUCCCUUAUACCUGAGGUUGCUCAGGGCAUGGCGAACUGAGCUCCUGAGGAGGCAGCGUUUGGUUUAUAAUGGCAACUGGAGAGCAUGCUGGGAUCCUAGAAGCUGCUGAAGCAGCAGGAAGUGGCAAACCGAAUACCAGCACAAUGAGACUUGCCAAAAAAAAAUGGACGGUACCAAAAGACUGAAAGCUGGCAGUUUCUCUUUGCUAGUUUCAGGUUUCUAUCCCAGCACCAUGUUUAAUGCUUCAUCAGAAGGUAACAGACACAAGGUGGAACCUGAAGGUAAAGGAAGGAAAGUCUUUGCUUUUUGUGAUUUCUCUUUUAGUAUGAGGAAUUUUUUUUUUUCCAAAAGCAUUCGAGUUUCAUUAGAUCUAAAAGAGAGAAAAAAAAAGAGUUGUAUGUGACCAGUAAGUUUGUCACAUACAUAUACUCCUGAAUCUGUUUUUAGAUUCUCUGAAAGAACAUUGCGUUAGCACAUUUUUAACAGAGGUGGUUUUCACUUUUAAGCUUUUUGCCACUACGGAGGCAAAGGAACUCACUCAAUGGACCUUCUGGAAACCGACUAAAGUAAUAAAAAAUCAGCUUGUUAGUCUGUGAUUGCAGGUGAUUUUCAGGAGUGCCACACUAUAAACUUUAAGUUAUAAUUGGAAUACAAUUUAUUUCAAGAAAACUGAAGAAGAAAUUCAUAUUUCGGAUUAAGCGCGGGGUGGGGGGGUUGAUCCCAGAUUACUUUUUUCCACCUCUUUCAUUCCACUCUUAAGGCUUUAAGGUGGAUUCUUUUUAUUGAAAAUGCAAAUAUUUUUAUGUAAUUGAUUUGAAAGUAGCUUAUAACAGCAUGUUAAAAAAAACAAACUGUAUAUAUAUAUUUUUUUUUGUGUGUCCACAACACACUUUACAUGUAACAUCUAUCAUAUGCAAGCUUCAACAUAUAGGUUAUGACUCAUGACCUUUUAGGGCUCAGAACCUUUCACACAUAAAUAGUUGAAAUUACAGAUCAAAUUCAAUAUAAAGAAGCAAACUAUAUUGUGAAAAAAUUAUAUUAGGAGGACUCUCAGCUUUUUGUUGAUGUGUUUUUCUGGUAGUAUUCCAGAUUAUAUGAUUCAAUACACUAUUCCUCUUUCUGAUAUUUUAUAUAAUUAUGUUGAAUGGGAAAUGAUCAGAUACAAAUGACUUUAGUACUUCAUUCUUUCGCAUGAAUUUUGGUCUGUAAUAGUAAAUAGGUUUUAUAAUCUUGUCUCUGUAAAGCCUUGAAGUAACAUUUAAGUAAGCAGAAUGAAAGGUCGUUGUAUAAUCUUGUAUAUUUUCUGUACCUUAACUUAAUGCUUGUAUCUCCUGUGUGGGGAGGAAAGAAGACUGUGGCAAAGGUCACUGUGUAUAGUGGACAUUUUUAUCUUUAUUUUUGUUCCAACCUUAAAAUGGCCCUUGCAAUGGAAAAGUUUCUUAUAAAAGAUGCAAUAAAUGUUUGUAUGUCAAAUAA
Molecule: messenger RNA, 2946 nt
Organism: Xiphophorus couchianus (Monterrey platyfish)
Lineage: Eukaryota; Metazoa; Chordata; Actinopteri; Cyprinodontiformes; Poeciliidae
Gene: herpud1
Product: homocysteine-inducible, endoplasmic reticulum stress-inducible, ubiquitin-like domain member 1
Exons: 8
Coding region: 277-1509 (410 amino acids)
Biological process (GO): ubiquitin-dependent protein catabolic process; endoplasmic reticulum unfolded protein response; endoplasmic reticulum calcium ion homeostasis
Cellular component (GO): endoplasmic reticulum membrane
Molecular function (GO): transmembrane transporter binding
Source: RefSeq, a predicted model, not a curated record